CGUGCACGGCACUCUGGUGGAAACACACCGAAGACAAAGUGGCAUCAUAAGCGAGUAGAAUUUCGUGAAGUUGGCACACAUUGUGUAAACGGGAACGGGAAAACACCAGCGAAAGUGUGUGGCAUCAUGUCCGAUGAGCAAUUCUUUCGUGAAAUAAGAGCAACCAUCAUCGACGACACUCGCAAAAUGUUGGAGCAGGCAGGUGGAUCUAAAGACAGGAAAGGAGCCGCGAAAGAAAACAACAAACCGAAGGAUGAUAAGCAAGUUAUUCGCCAGCUUAUUGAGGAGCUGAGAAGCCAGGAGGAAUCGAGGGAAUUGGGCCAGGCCGCUUCCUCGUCGGGACUACUGGCCGCAGACCGGAGGAAGGUGGAAAAGGCACCCAAGGACAGUGGUAAGCAAAAGGAGGCCAAAGCUAAGGCAAAGGAAACGAGACAAAAAGAUGCGCGAAACACUGAUACCCAACCACCAAAGGCCAGCGUAGAGCUGACGGAACGGGUAGCCAUGGAGUUGGUGAAUUUACAAAUAGAGCCCAGCAUCGAACGGGAGAAAGUGACAAAGACAGUGAACCACAGUAGAUCGGACUCGGAAGAAUACGAGCCACCGCUGGGACUGCCGGAGGGGAGAAGCCACGAUAAGAAAGUGAAGGAAAAAAAGAACAAAAAAGAACUCAAGUCCAAAUCUAAGGAUGUCGUUGCUAAGCAACACGAUUCACGGAAAGGCAAUAGUGCAAAGUCGACGUGCAGCGAGGACGAUGCAACAUCGAGCGAUCGGUUUUCGCUGUUGUCGAAAAAAAUCGAUGACAUUGUGGAACGGAUGGAGGGCAUCAAGCGGGAGUACGGCGAUAAAAACGGAAAGCAAAAGCCGGACAGUAUGCCACCAAUAGGAAACUUAGCUGCUGGUGGCUCGACGAAAAAUGCACAGGAAAAGAAGGAUAAACGGAUGGAGAAAGUGGUGAAACCACCGGCAAGAUCUGUAUCAGAAUCAGGUGGCAAGAAGGAAUCGAAACGGAAGGAUAAACCACUUUCGGUCCCGACCGUUCGAAAGGAUAGCACCCAAACGGCAACGGACGAUUCGUUGGGGAGCGAUGAGUUGCUGCCGCCGGAGCAUCGUCUGCUCGUCCAGCUGUUCAUGUUAAGCUCCAGCCAGCGGAGAAAAUUUAUCGAAAAGCAGGGAAUCGAACUUGGCCUGCUCAAUGCGCAUCCAUUCAAGAAGCACGUUGUGCUCGUGAACAAAAGCAUUAUGCCCGUGGCGGAGGGCUUGGCAGCGGAUGCGAGACGAUUUCUUGCCGAGAAGAAUGGUACUGUUGCACCGGUGGUGGCGGCAUCGACGUCCAACGAGCGUACGGAGCAACCGGCUCAGACUGCACCGGCUACUAAACCGAAGCGUACCGAUAAGGGAACGUACGAGGAGCAGGUGCACUUCCUGCUGUACGAGCGCGUAAAGCGCUCGAAGGAUGAAUCCGAUCUUGAGUUGAUGCUGGGUGACAUUCGGAACAAAGCGGACGAAAUCGUGCAGGACCGACUGGAAUCAUUCGUCGGGCGUUUGGUAGAGCGUAAGGUCGGGUACAUGAUGGAGGGCAUGCUGCGGGUAAAUGCUCGCAACAACAUGCAAUCGUUCGUGGACGAUCCUUCGCGCACGGGGAACAUUUACAUAAACUCCAUCCUGCUACGACGGUGCGCCAUGGACGGUGAUUUGGUGCGGGUGUUUGUAUUCAAUCAGCCCCCGGAAUCGGACGAAGAAUCGGAUGAUGAUCGGUGUACCGAGGAUGAGGAAGAAGAAAAGGCGCCGGCAGCGAAAUCCGUCACCAACAAUGCCGGGUUUGUGGUGUGCAUUAUGGAGAAACGGCACAAUCGUCAGUGCGUCGGGAAGUUCCUGCCGGCUUCACAAGGCAAAAAGCACUAUCGCAUGUUUGCCCCAAGAGAUAUGCGCAUACCACCUGUGCGCGUUUUCAAGCAGGAUUGGCCAAACGCACUGAUUGAGAUCAAACCAACGAAGCUGAAGGACGAUGACGAUGACGAUGACGACGACGAUGAUCGAAAGGGACCACGUAAAGGUGGAGCAGAUAUAACGGAAGUACUAUACCAAGCCGAAAUCAUCGAGUGGCACGAUGAGGUACCGAUCGGUACGAUACUGAAAUCGAUCGGCAAAUGUGGUGUGCUGGAGGUGGAAAACGAGUCCAUCCUGGUCGAACACAAUCUGGACGUGACGCCUUACGGGGAAGACAUUUUGGCCCAGCUGCCGGCCGUACCGUACAUCAUUCCGGCGGAGGAAUUGGCGCGCCGUGAAGAUCUCCGCGGCGAGUGCAUAUUCACGAUCGACCCGGCAACGGCACGCGAUCUGGAUGAUGCGCUGAGCUGCAAACAGCUCCCGAACGGCAACUACCAAGUCGGUGUACACAUUUCGGACGUAACGUACUUCCUGCGCGAAAGUUCCCCGCUGGACGAGUUGGUGAAGCUACGGGCCACCUCCAUUUACAUGGUGGACACGGUGUACCACAUGCUGCCGAAGCAGCUGUGCAACACUUGCUCGCUGCUGCCCGGCGAAGAUAAGCUGGCCUUUUCGGUGUUUUGGGAAAUGGAACCGAAUGGAACGGUGCUGAGCACUCGCUUUGUACGCAGUGUGAUCAACUCCUGCUCGCAGCUGUCGUACGAGCAUGCCCAGCUCAUGCUAGACAACCCGAACUGUGCGGUGGACGAAGAUCAGUUCCCGGAAAUCCUGCACGGAUACAGCGCGAAAUCGCUGUGUAAAAUCGUUAACACGCUGCAAUCGAUUGCGGUUAAAUUGCGCCAACGACGCAUGGAUGACGGGUGUCUAAAGAUUAACCAGCCGAAGCUUACGUUCCGGCUCGACCCUGCCACCGGUCGACCGAUCGAGUACGGUGUGUACAAAAUCCGGACGAGCAACGAGAUGAUUGAAGAUUUCAUGCUGCUAGCAAACAUGUCCGUUGCGACGGCGAUACACAAGGCAUUCCCAGAUAUAUCGCUGCUCCGCUCGCACAGCGCACCGGCCGAGAACAUGAUGAAGAAUUUGGUGCGCACCCUCUCGCUUCAUGGGCACGCUCUGUCCUACGCCAGUUCGAAAGAUAUCCGCGAGUGCAUGGAAGCGAUCAUCGCUUCGUCUGCGGAUCCGGACGCGACCAAGAGCGUGCUGAGCGUGCUGCUCGCUAAACCGAUGAUGCGGGCCCAGUACUACUGUUCAUCGUUUGCGUCCACUCCCGAGCAAUUUAUGCAUUACGCGCUGGCCAUACCGAUGUACACGCACUUUACUAGCCCGAUUCGGCGCUACGCCGACUGUCUGGUGCAUCGUGUGCUUGCCGCCAUGCUGGGAAUCGAUGAGCAACCGAAACGAUCGCCCGAAGAGCUACAGUGCCUGGCGAUGGUUUGCAACGACAAGAAGUAUAACGCCAAAUUGGCUGGGGAGGCCAGUUCGUUGCUUUACUACCGGCACUGGUUGGCAUCGGUUGGGGAGUAUGAAACGGAGGCAGCGGUUAUGGGCUAUGCGGCUCAUUUUAUCGAGGUAGUGUUGAUCCAUUCCGGAGUGGUGCUGAAAGCUGCUACGAGGAAAAUUUCCGCCACUGCAACGGUUGUGUUUAAACCGACCGAGCCGGUCGGAAGCUGUCUGCUGGUUCCGGUAGACACCUCUAUACCACCGCUUAAGCUGACAAUCUUUACCAAGGUUCGUGUCGUGGUAAAGGUCGUAAAGGAUGUGAUCACCGUGUGUUCCAUACUGCCCCCCAAUACUGUGCAGUCUAAAAAGUCCUCGAAGCCCAAAAAGGCCCAAACCGCCGAGCAGUCAGUCACUGAGUUGAGUGCGGAUAUGAAAUCCGCUCGUAUAUACUAAACGAAGAACGCCGUUCAGUUCGGCAUUUCGUUUCACAACCCGUUAGCCACUUCCUGCGCACAAGACAGCUUCCUGUGGUCCCAAAUUUGUUUUACGUUUUGUUUGCACUGUUUAAGAUUUUUAGCAACGUGAAUGACGCACAAAUAUGUGUGCGAGUCUCGCGUAGGAUUUAAAUUGUGUGUAAUUAGGAGCGGUUGCCGUAGAAUCGUACCGUAUAGUGUAGUACAGCAGUCGGCUUCCAUUAAUUGCUCAGGAUGAAAUAUCCUUCCAUAUAUGUAUUCAGUCACAAACAGUCAGGCAGACGAGUUAGUACUGAGAGAAAUUUUUGUGUUAAUUUAGAUUAAGCAUUAAUUUAAAUUAUUUUUAUUACAGCGUGGAUAAGAGACGACCCCAUGUGAAAACACCUUCUAUUCAGGGGUACUUACGUUUUUGAGAAAACAGAGCAGCAUUUUUCGCUCAACAAUUCACGACCAUGCAGAUUCGUGGCAUGCAAAUCCACAAGGAUUCUUGCGACGACGAAUACAACGUACCUGCUUAUCAGAGACCGUGAUAGUGUGUAGAAUCCUUUUAGAUUUUCUUUGACUGAUGAUUCUACCGUGGAGAAAGAAGUGGAAUGAAUCUUACGUUCCGAUAAGAGUACUUAGUAUUUAGGGUAAUGCAACUAACAUGUCUACUCUUUUUGUAGAGUACUCGGUAGCGCACGUUUUAGCAAUACGCCCGGUCUGGACUCAACUAAAGAGGGGGACCAUGACUGAAAAAAAAGAAGUCAAGUACAGUCAAAUAGAACCCUAAUGUAACACCAAUA
Molecule: messenger RNA, 4645 nt
Organism: Anopheles stephensi (Asian malaria mosquito)
Lineage: Eukaryota; Metazoa; Arthropoda; Insecta; Diptera; Culicidae
Gene: Dis3l2
Product: DIS3-like exonuclease 2
Exons: 2
Coding region: 127-3840 (1237 amino acids)
Biological process (GO): mRNA catabolic process; miRNA catabolic process
Cellular component (GO): exosome (RNase complex); P-body
Molecular function (GO): 3'-5'-RNA exonuclease activity; RNA binding
Source: RefSeq, a predicted model, not a curated record